AUUUACAUACAUUUUGUUUUCUUCCUUAGUGACGUAAAAUAUUAUUGAAUAACAUAAAUAUAGUUUAGUUUAUUUUGGACGUGAAAUAUUAUAUAAUAUACUUAGAAGUAUCCUGCAAUAACGACAUGUCGGACGCAGACCUAGUAUCGAUAUACUCCAGUAGCUCGUACCCAGACGAUGUCCCAGCCAAUUUGAAUCUACACACAGACCCCAGGAUCCUAUGGCUCAAGAACAGGAUCCUCACAGCCAUCAACAUGGACGACGAUGAGCUAUUCUACAACAUGUUUGACAAAGAGAAGAAAGAGAAGUUGAUAACAUUUCUGACUAGUCCUCUCAAGCCCAAUGAACUAUCCUUGGAUAAAAGAACCUUUUAUGUUACUAAGAUCAUCGUGGAUAAACUUAUACAUGAAGAUAAGGAGUUCACUGAGUGGCGGCUCAUUCCACCACCGCCCCCGCCGCCGCCACCCGAACCAAAGAAAAAAAAGGGUAAGAAAGGCAAGGAGCCACCCGCUCCCCCACCCUCGGAACCGGAGACAGAGGAAAUAACAGCAAAGAGUAUGAAAAGCAUGAAGAGUGUCAAGAGCAUGAAAAGUGUUAAAAGUGUUAAAAGCGUGAAAAGCAAAGUUAGUACAGUAGAACCGGAACCAGAAGCAGAACCUGAGGAGGUACCAUCUAGUAUCGUCGAAGACGUCCAAGUGACUGAAGAAGAAAUGAGGUCUGAAGAGGAAGAACCGAUGGCAGAAGAAGAAGAAAGACCACACAUCCGCGAGGAAGAUAUUUACAGCUUCCCACCCCCGCCCGAAGAUGUGGACCCAGAUGUUGAUGGAACUCUUGAAUACUACACAGUCAUUAAAUCUAUUCCACGUAUAAUCCAGUACCCCAAGCUGAUCCCGGUGUUUGGCGCGUUCACUCCUCAAGUGACGCACCGCAACCGUCGGUACCUGUACUUCAUCAGACUGGCUCCGGAAGGCAUCCCUCUUAGCAAGAACGACGAGCUCACUAAACUUGAAAUGCCACAGUAUCUGCUGUUUGGUUCCACAACUGGCAGAGUUCUUAUGAGUCUUGGGUUGCAUUUGAAAGAGUCAUUCAUUCCACUGUUCGAGCGUCAGUUCCGCGAGAUCUCAGUGCUUCAGAACACUGAGACCGGAGCAAAUGCCAUGUCGCGACAGCACUCCUUCGCUGGCAAGCAUCACAAAAUGGAAGACAGCGCGUCACAGGUGAAUUAUCUUCGGCCAUCAGACUAUCGCCGAAUGUCCAAUAUAGCAAGAGGGGAAAAUGCUGAAACGAGGAUCAAAAAUAUGCGAGCAGUAUCCCAACAAAUUGUUGUGGCCCCAACGCUGAUGACACAUUCUGACGAAUCGGACUUAGAUUUGGAAAUUUGCGAAGAAAAUAAAACUACUGCACAAGAAGUCAUAGCUGAUAUUCAAGCAUUAGUAUCUAUUGUGGAUUGGACCAUCGAGCACAUCGAGGGUGAAAUCCAACUGCCCAUGCCUGUGAUCCCGAUGCUGACUGAUGAACACCACGGCGGGUUGAUGAUUAUGGAUCCGGAUCUGAUCAAGCAACUAGAAGAAGCCGUCAUGUUGUGGCAGUCCCAUAUUGAUACUACAAUCGCUGCUUGCUUAGCUAAGAGUCGCGAAGGUAAGGGUCCAGUGGCAGAAUACAAGUACUGGCGCGAGCGAGAUGCCGAGAUAUCCUUGAUCGUGGAGCAGUUGAAGCAGCCCAUGGUGGUGAAGAUACUGUCCUUGCUGCAGAAAUGCGGCUCCACGUAUUUAGAGGGAUUCCACAAUUACAAAGAGAGGCUACUCGAGCAGUUCAAUCUGGCUGGAGAUAAUUUAAAAUUUCUAUCAACUCUGAUGCGCUUUUUUACAGUGAUAGAAGACGAUUCUCCGCUCCAGCAAGUAGUGGACAUGUUGCCUGAGAUGAUGGAGAGCCUGUACAUGAUGUGGGUGCUGUCAAAAGGCUUCAGAACCGACGAGACCAUGGUGCCUCUCCUGCAAAGGUUGUCUUGGGCGCUCUGCAAUAAGCUGGAGAGGUUUCUUAAUGUGCACAAGUUGUUUGAGAAGAAGAACGAAACGAUCCUGAAUCUAGCGAGAACAGGGCAGAAGAUCAUGGAGAUGUGGCACUCGCUGUACAGGGAGACUCGUCACAACAUAGAGAUGAGCGGCAAAGGCGCUCGCUGGGAGUUCGACCAACCUCUGCUGUUCACUACCUCUGAUUACAUCGGAACUGUUGCUAGGGAUUUGGGUGAUGUUAUUCAGGUUCUGAUUGACUUCGAGCGUAUAUUCGGGUCUGAACUCAAAUCAAUCAUUAGUGACCCCACACAAAUUGAUGAUGUCCGCAAACGAGUCAAGAAUCUGGUUUAUCCUAUCCGGACCAUUGACUUUAGUAUAUUCGUCUUCGACAACAAGGAGAAUUGGGACGUCAUUAUGGGAGACUUUUGGAAUGAGGUGCGGUACUUGGAGGAGGAAGCCAAGAAUUAUAUUAAUUCAAGUUUUGGUAGUUUGAGGUCAUCAGAAGAAGCCCUUACGGUGUUAUUAAAAUUCCUGGAGUUCGAUCUAAGACAGUCCAUCAAGAAACAACUCGCCACUAAAUUUGAACUCGUCAUGCGCCAAUUUCUCAAGGAGAUUACUGCCAUCGAGGACAAAUUCACUCGAUUCCGCAAAAAUCCUCCACUACUGCGCAAUCAUCCCCCCGUGGCUGGGUGUAUAUACUGGGCUAGAGCCAUGUUCUACAAAAUGAAGCAGCCCAUUAUGAGAUUCCAGAAGGUUCCAGAGCUAAACGACUGUGAGCAGAAGCAAGAAGCAUUUGUACAAUACAAAGCAUUCUCGAGAAUGGUCAAAGAAUACGAAGACACGAAAUAUAACGAAUGGGUGCACAAUGCUUCUCGUUUCGUCGAUAAUAUCAUGAAGAGGAACAUACUGCGGGUUGUUUUCAAGAAAGAAGAAGAACAAGCAGCGUCAUCUGGUGGUCGCGGCGGCAUGCAGGUGACGGCCGCCGGCAAAGCAUUCUUGGCCAAGAAGAAGGGCUCAGUAAUGUCAUUAAGGCCCGCCGAUAUUGUGAAUAAGGAAAUCGCUGAUAAACGCAAAAGAGAUAAAGCAUUGAUGCUGAUGAGAAUACCUGGACAACACUAUGAAAACGUCAGAUCUCCAAGCUCAGUCUCACUGCUAGCUAAGGAGGGUUUGACUGACGUAACUUGGCGAGACCUGACAGUCCACAAGCUCAUGCAAGAAUAUAAUCUAGAAUUCACGCCUAACUUUGACAAAGAAAUAUUCCUAAUUAUCCAUGAAGCUGAGUUACUGGAACAACUAGGAUUUGAUCUUCCUUCAAAUAUUCGCGACGUGGCUAUGCAAAAACCGCGUCUAUACUACGAGCUAGAAGCAUUAGAGGACGUCAUUACCAAAUACAAUGCUGGUUGCUCCUCACUGUCACCCUCGGAGACUUUUCUGAUGAAGAAGCACCUCCUUGAUAUGGAGAGACAUAUAUUACCGGGGUUGACGCGUGUCACUUGGACUGCACUUGGAAUCAAUGACUACAUCCAGGAUAUCACUAAAGGCCAGAAUUCUCUUCAAGCUGUAUACAAGCAACUAAAGAUGGUGGAGAAAGAAAUACAGUUCCUAAUUGAUCAGCUGCAACUGUUUGACCUAUUCCCUGUGGUUCGCCCCAAGGAUUACGUUGAUCCUGAAACUGGACUGCCUGAUGACACUUGGCUUUACCCUUGCAAGACGUACUUCGUAGAAGUAGAAAACGAGCGUCUAGAACGAGUGGCGGUAGUAUCUCGUAUAUACGACCGCAUCGGCCCGAUUCUGAUGAAGCUGGAAUAUCUCAUAUUGGGCACCAGCACCGGGAAAUCCAAUGUCAUGCAUUCUUACUACGGCUAUUGGGAGAAGAGGAUCUUCAAGGCCAUUAUUACGUUUACAAUAGAGAAUUUGGAACAGUUCCAACGAAUGUUGAGCGAGAAGUCACCGAUGUUUCAAGUGGAUGCUGUACUGGUACCUCCCGACAUCACCAUGAGGCCCACGUCAGCCGAGUGCUGCAAUAUCGUCGGAUACAAUAUUAAACAUUUCUUGAACAGAUUAACGGCAUUCCCUCGUUGGAUGCUGAAGACAUGCCUGCCUUGUGCUCCGCAACGCAUCGCCGAAGCGACUGGCAACGAGUUUUAUGUAUUUUCGUAUUUCGAGGACGUACUCAGAGUGGUCACUGUCAAUGAUCUCACGCUGCUCAUACAAGAUACCAUAUACAGAUUAACCCAGGACAUCAAUACCUAUACUCAGAAGUGGCAAAAGUACCAGCACCUUUGGGCCUUCGACAAGCACCUCUCCUGCGAGAAGUACAUCCAAAAGCAUGAUCAAAUCCACAAAUACGACGAAAAGUUUUUCUUCUUCGAAGAUAUCAUAGCAGAGCUCGACGCUCAUGUUAAGUUUGUUGACAUCGGUGCUAUAAGAGUAAAUCUCAGACCUAUUAUAAAGCAAGUGCAGGAUCAUGCGCAGGAAUGGAAGACGACGUUGGGCCAAUCCAUAGCUACAAAGACUAGGAUGAACAUGUACGACUUGAAGAAUCAGAUUGAUUCGCUACGUGCAACAAUGAACAUGAACAUAAAAGGUCUAGAAGACUUCAAGCUGGUGAUGGCCACGAUCACGCUGGUGCAAGCGAUGACCAUCACGGCGGAAGUGAAGUACCGCGGCAUGCAGGAGAUAUUCAACAUGCUACGACAGCAUGGUAUCGAUGUUUCAGACGAAGAUUUGGAGUUUGCCAAAAAUCUCCAAACCUCCUGGGGCACGUUAUAUCAGACCUCUCUGUUUCGAGGCAAUACACUAGAGCAGACCACGGAAAAGUUCUCUAAACUCAACGUUAUCGAGAUAUCCAACUUCUUGAAAGAACUGGAUGAGUUUGUGGAGAAGUUCGAUUCAGAAGGACCGGGUAUUGUCGGUGAAGAUAUGGAUAGAGGGCUCAUUCUCAUGGAGGAAUACCAGAAAUACUUUGAUGAGCUAGAAUCCCGCAAGAAGAUGCUGCAAGCUGCGGAGCAACUAUUCGACAACCCUCUCGCGGAUUUCUCCAACUUCAACCGGGCGAAGACGGACUUCUUGGCGAUGGAGCAGAUCUACAAGAUAUACAAGGCCCAGAAGAAUGCCAGGGAACUGUGGGCCAAGACGCUGUGGAUCAAUCUCAAUCCACAAGCCUUAGUAGACGGAAUCGAGCAGUUCUUCAAGGAGUAUAGGAAACUGCCCAAAGUUGUCCGCCUGUCCCCCACUGGUUUAAUGUUGGAUAUCAAGAUGAAACAGUUCAAAGGAGUGGUUCCUCUCAUGGUGUCCCUCAAAAACGAGGCUAUGCGUGAGAGGCAUUGGAAAGAACUGAUGGCAAAGACGCAUCAGGAUUUCGACAUGUCUCCCGAUAGAUUUACUCUAGAAAACAUGUUUGCCAUGGAAUUACACAAGUAUCAAGAGAUUGCUGAAGAAAUCGUCAACCAUGCUAUAAAGGAAUUAGCAAUAGAACGCGGCGUGAAGGAAGUCCAAGAUACUUGGGCUAAUAUAGCGUUCACUUGCGCUCGUCACUUCAAUCGCGGUGAAGACCGUGGCUACACCCUCAACCCCUGUGACGAAAUCGUGGUGAAGGUUGAUGAGGAUGCUAUGAAUCUGCAAAGCAUGGCUGCCUCGCAGUUUAUCGGUCCAUUCCUGUCAGUGGUGCACACGUGGGAUCGUCGUUUGGCAUUGAUCUCAGAGGUGAUAGAAGAGUGGAUGGCGACGCAGAGAAAGUGGCUCUACCUCGAGGGCAUCUUCGUUGGUGGAGAUAUCCGAAUGCAGCUACCUGACGAGGCUAAGAAGUUCGAUGACAUUGAUAGAGCUUUUAGAAAGAUAAUGCUGGACACUGCAAAGCGAUUGAACGUAGUGGACUGCUGCUGUAUGCCCGGAAGACUGGAGGAGUUUGUAAAUUUGGGUCUGGGUCUACAAAAAUGUCAGAAGUCUCUAAAUGAUUAUUUGGACUCGAAACGGCGAAUCUUUCCGCGGUUCUUCUUCAUAUCAACUGACGAACUCUUGUCGAUUCUCGGUAGCAGCGAGUGUAGCUGUGUUCAGGAGCAUAUGAUCAAGAUGUUUGAUAACAUAAGAGCCUUAGAUCUGUACGUUGAUCACACCAACCGCCCUGUGGCAGCGAAGAUGAUAUCUGCAGAAGGGGAGAUAAUGGAUUUCCGCUACGUAGUGUAUACCGAAGGUCGCGUAGAAGACUGGAUGAACCUAGUACUGAAUGAGAUGAGAUCCACAAACAAGUUCAUUACCAAGAAGGCCAUAUUUUACUUCGGCAGAAAUUGGAGAGUGCCACGAACGGAUUGGAUCAUGGAGUACCAAGGCAUGGUGUGCCUGGCGGCUAACGGCGUGUGGUGGACCGCGGAGACUGAGGAGACCUUCUACCGGAUCAAGAAAGGGAACAAACGGGCCAUGAAGGAACAUUUGCAACAGCAGAACGAGCAGCUGGAUGGACUGGUCGUUAAAGUGCGACUAGAUCUAUCAUCCAAUGACCGUCUCAAGUUCCGCACGAUCACGACGAUCGAUGUCCACUCGAGGGACAUCAUCGAGGGUUUCGUGAGAGACAACGUGACAGAAGCGUCAGAGUUCGAGUGGGAGAGCCAGUUGCGGUUCUACUGGCUGAAGAAGGACGACAACUUGUGGCUCAGACAGUGCACUGGUGUGUUUGAAUACGGCUAUGAAUACAUGGGUCUAAAUGGUAGACUGGUGAUUACACCACUUACUGAUCGAAUAUAUCUUACCAUCACUCAAGCUUUAACAAUGCAACUAGGUGGAGCUCCUGCAGGUCCUGCCGGAACUGGCAAGACAGAAACAACAAAAGACCUGGCCAAAGCGUUAGGACUGUUAUGCGUAGUAACAAACUGCGGGGAAGGCAUGGAUUUCCGCGCCGUGGGGCAGAUCCUGGCAGGACUGUGCCAAUGCGGGGCUUGGGGCUGCUUCGAUGAGUUCAACAGAAUUGACAUCUCAGUGCUGUCGGUGAUAUCGACACAGCUGCAGUGCAUUAGGAGCGCCCUGUUGAUGAAGUUGAAACGAUUCACGUUCGAAGGUCAAGAGAUAGCGAUGGACAGCAAAGUGGGCAUCUUCAUCACUAUGAACCCGGGCUACGCAGGCCGUACUGAGCUGCCUGAAUCUGUGAAGGCGCUGUUCAGGCCCGUCGUCUGCAUCCUCCCGGACCUGGAGAUGAUCUGCCAGAUUUCGCUCUUCUCUGACGGGUUCCUCACUGCUAAGGUGCUAGCAAAGAAAAUGACGGUGCUGUACAAAGUAGCAAGGGAACAACUGUCGAAACAGUCUCACUACGAUUGGGGGCUUCGCGCUUUGACUGCCGUCUUGCGAAUGGCUGGAAAACUUCGAAGAGAUUCAGUCGGUCUGAGUGAGAUUAUGGUACUGAUGCGAGCUUUACGAGACAUGAACUACCCAAAGUUUGUGUUCGAAGAUGUACCGCUUUUCCUUGGCUUGAUCAAGGAUCUGUUUCCUGGUUUGGAAUGUCCUCGUGUCGGCUAUCCUGAUUUCAAUGCUGCUGUUAUAGAUGUGCUACAGAAAGACAGCUUUAUUGUGCUGGAUCAUCAGGUUGAUAAAGUAGUACAGCUUUAUGAGACCAUGAUGACUCGUCACUGUUCGAUGCUGGUGGGCCCGACGGGCGGGGGGAAGUCUGUCAUUCUGGCGACGCUGGUGAAGGCGCAGACUAACCUCGGUCUACCUACCAAACUGACUGUUGUCAAUCCGAAGGCUUGUUCCGUGAUAGAACUUUACGGUAUUUUGGAUCCAGUCACAAGAGAUUGGACUGACGGCCUGUACUCCAAGAUUUUUAGAGAGAUGAAUAGGCCUGCAGAAAAAGACGAGCGUCGCUAUUCUCUCUUCGAUGGAGACGUCGACGCCCUCUGGAUCGAGAACAUGAACUCUGUCAUGGACGACAACAAACUGCUUACCCUGGCCAACGGCGAGAGAAUCCGACUGGCGCCAUAUUGCUCUCUCCUGUUCGAAGUGGGAGAUCUGAAUUACGCUUCCCCUGCCACUGUGUCCAGAGCUGGAAUGGUGUUUGUGGAUCCCAAGAAUUUAGGCUACCAACCUUAUUGGGACAAGUGGCUUCGUAGUCGGAAUAACGAGGAGGAACGUGAGCAACUCAACUCUCUUUUCGAGCAUUACGUGCCUGGGGCUAUAAAUUACAUCGUUUUCGGCAUGUUCGGUCUACAGCAGCAAACGCCGCUGAAGACUAUCGUCCCGCAGACGCCGUUAAAUUUGGUGGUCCAAUUGGCUUAUAUGAUCAGUGGACUGAUGCCCAACAAAGAGGACAUAAAUGAGGAAGUCGACAAGACCGUUGUGGAGUGUGUCUUCAUGGUGUCGAUGUACAAUAGCCUUGGCGCGGCCAUAAUCGACGACGGACGUUUCGACUUCGACAACUACGUCAAGAAAGCUUGUCCCAUGAUGCUGGUGGAAGACUCGCCGGAGAAAAAAGCCACCACAAAACAUUUCCCAAUGGGCUUCCCAUCGCUGUACGACUAUUGCUUGGAGCUGUCCACCCGGACAUGGGAAGCGUGGGAAUGGCUGGUGCCCACCUACGAACACGAUAGAGAGAUGAAGUUCCCCGCUAUCCUGGUGCCCACAGUCGACACUCUCCGGAUGACGUGGCUCAUCAAGAUUAUGGAGAGCGUCGAACGUCCAGUGAUUCUGGUGGGAGAUACAGGGACAUCGAAAACCGCCAUUAUUACCAAUUAUUUGAGGGGGCUGCCACCAGAAAAAUAUAUAAUAACCCAACUAAACUUCUCAUCGCGAACGUCCUCGAUGGACGUGCAGAGAACCCUGGAGUCAGUGGUGGAGAAGCGCAGCAAGGACACCUUCGGGCCCCCCAUCGGCAAGAAGAUGCUCGUCUUCAUUGACGAUAUGAACAUGCCAAUCGUGGACACAUACGGAACCCAGCAGCCCAUUGCCCUUCUAAAACUGUUGUUUGAGCGAAAAGGCUUCUAUGAUCGCGGAAAGGACCUGAACUGGAAGAACCUGAAGGACAUCGGCUUCCUCGCCGCCAUGGGCAAAGCCGGAGGCGGGAGGAAUGACGUGGAUCCCCGCUUCAUAUCAAUGUUCUCCGUAUACAACCUCCAGUUCCCGUCGGAGACAACCCUGAGGCAUAUAUACGUGUCCAUCCUGAAAGGCCACUUCGAGACGUUCCCGGAGGAGAUCCAGGACAUCGUGGAUAAGAUUGUGCAGAUGACUCUGGACUUGUAUAAGAUAAUAAUCGUGGACUUGCCGCCGACGCCAGCGAAGUUCCACUACAUCUUCAACCUUCGUGACUUGUCCCGCAUCGCCGCCGGGAUGUGUCUCACUCACCCCAACUUCUUCAGUGAGAAGCGAGCAGUAGUCAGGUGCUGGAGGAAUGAGUUCACCAGAGUUAUUUGCGAUCGACUUAUCAACGUGCAGGAUAACGAAUUGAUGAGGACCUACAUGCAUGAACAUGUUGUCAAAUACUUCCCUGAAGAAGAGCCGGUUGUUCUUGAAGAAAUCGUGGUCCCCGAGGAGGAUGUGAACGUGGUUGAAGAAGAGGAUGAAUUUGGAGAACCUAUAAAGAAACCUGAGAAGACAGAAGUAAAAGAAGAAGAACUAGUUAUAGAAGAGGAGGAAGAAGUGGAAGUAGAAAAAGAAUUGACGCUGGAAGAGUACGUCCAACGGGACCCGCUGUUGUUUGGUGACUACAGAAAUGCACUGGAUGAGGAGGAAAUUCGUUAUUAUGAAGAUCUACUCGACUACGAAGCGGUUUACUUUCUUUUCCAAGAGAUUUUGGACGAGUUCAAUGAGCGUGUGGGCAAGAUGUCUGUAGUCCUGUUUGAGGACUGCCUGGAGCACCUGACGCGACUGCACAGGAUCCUGAGGAUGGACCGCGGCAAUGCCAUGAUCAUAGGCGUUGGUGGCUCCGGCAAGAAAUCGAUCUGUCGACUUGCUGCUUUCGCUGCUGGAUGCGAAAUGUUUGAAAUAACUGUGACUCGAAACUACAACGAGAACACGUUCAAAGACGACAUGAAGCGCAUGUACAACCAGCUGGGCGUGGACGGCAAGAAGACGGUAUUCCUGUUCACCGCAGCUCAGAUCCUAGAAGAGGGUUUCCUGGAGUUUAUCAACAACAUCCUGAUGAUCGGGAUGAUACCGGCGCUGUUCGGCGACGAUGAGAAGGACGGCAUCAUCAACGCGGUGCGCAACGAGUGCAACGAAGCUGGUUUCGGCGUCGCCAAAGACGCUGUAUGGAGUUUCUUCUGCAACAAAUGCGCGGACAACCUGCACGUGGUGCUCUCUAUGUCACCCAGCGGUGAUAUUCUGAGAAACAGAUGCCGAAGUUUCCCAGGGUUGGUGAACAACACUACGAUCGAUUGGCAGUUUCCGUGGCCGAAGCAGGCGCUGCUGGCUGUGGCCAACGUGUUCCUUGCUGAUAUCCAGAAGAUCCCAGACGAGUUCCGCCCGAUAAUAGUGGAGCACGUUGUGCACGUGCACAUGUCCGUGGCGCGGUACUCUGUGGAGUUCCUCUUGCGCCUGCGUAGGAACAACUACGUCACGCCGAAGCACUACAUGGACUACCUCACUAAUUACAUCUCGCUGCUCAACGAGAAGGAUGCCUUUAUUGUCGCUCAGUGCGAGCGUCUAAUAGGAGGCUUGGCUAAGAUAGAAGAAGCUAACGUGCAAUUAGAGGAUUUGAACGCAAAAUUGGCCGUGCAGAAGGUAAUCGUCGCCGAACAGACCAAGGAGUGCGAGAUAUUGCUCAGAGAAAUUUCGACUGCUACGGAAGCAGCAGUCAGCAAGCAGCAAGUCGCAGCCAUCAAAUCUGUUGAGAUUACCGAACAGAGCGUGGUGAUUUCCGAAGAAAAAGCCGAGGCCGAAGAAGCAUUGUCGGCCGCCAUGCCUGCCUUAGAAGCUGCUAGGCUCGCCUUGGCCGAUUUGGACAAGAAUGACAUUACUGAAAUUAGAUCCUUUGCAACUCCGCCUGAGGCCGUACAGGUCGUCUGUGAGUGUGUCGUCAUCAUUAGGGGUAUAAAAGAUGUCAGUUGGAAGGGAGCUAAGGGCAUGAUGGCGGAUCCGAAUUUCUUGAGAAACCUUCAGGAAAUGAACUGUGACCUCAUCACACAGAAUCAAGUGAAAGCCGUCAAGGCUCAUAUGAAGAAGAGCAAGAAACUGGAGACUAUGCAACAGAUUAGUAAAGCUGGAUAUGGUUUAUUGAAAUUCGUUAUUGCUGUCCUUGGUUACUGUGCCGUAUACAAAGAAGUGAAACCCAAGAAAGACAAAGUAGAAGCGUUGGAGAAAGAGUACACUGAAGCCGUCAACUAUUUAGCUUCUCUAAACAGAGAAAUAGAUCGGCUCCAGAGAACUUUAGAUGGGUUGAACGCAAAAUACGAUACUGCCAUGUUGAGGCGGCAGGAAUUGCAAGAAGAGACAGAUAUUAUGAUGCGAAGAUUAGUUGCAGCAGACAAGCUCAUGUCUGGAUUGUCUAGUGAACAGAAACGUUGGACAAUAGAUUUGGCCGCAUUAUACGUGGAGCAAUCGCGGCUCAUUGGGAAUUGUUUGCUGUCUGCGUCGUUUUUGAGUUACGCCGGACCAUUUUCCUUCUCUUUCCGCGAGACAAUGAUUUAUGAAGAUUGGCUGGGAGAUGUUAUGGAGCGAGGAAUACCACUCACAGAGCCGUUUACGCUUGAAAGAAACUUGACCAAUGAGGUUGAGAUAAGCGGAUGGAACUCCGAAGGUUUGCCUCCAGACGAGCUGUCAGUUCAAAACGGUAUUCUGACUACGCGAGCAUCUCGGUUUCCUCUCUGUAUAGAUCCUCAGACGCAAGCUCUUACCUGGAUUAAAAAGAAAGAGGCUAAGAACAAUCUCAAGGUGCUAUCGUUCAACGACCCCCAGUUUCUACGGCAGCUUGAGAUGGCCAUCAAGUAUGGCAUGCCGGUGCUGUUUCAGGACGUCAACGAGUACAUUGACCCCGUCGUCGAUAAUGUGCUGGAGAAGAAUAUUAAAGUUGAAAGCGGGCGCACAUUCGUGAUGCUGGGCAGCAAUGAGGUUGACUACGACCCCAAUUUCCGCAUGUACCUCACCACUAAGCUCGCCAACCCCCAAUUCAACCCCGCUGCGUACGCCAAGGCGGUCGUCAUCAAUUAUACCGUCACAGUGCAAGGCUUAGAAGACCAGCUCCUAAGCGUGGUAGUACGAGCUGAGCGUGCCGAUCUUGAAGAACAGCGAGAGAGUCUCAUCAUAGAAACCAGCGCCAACAAGAGUCUGCUGUCUGGGCUCGAAGACUCUUUGCUCAGAGAACUAGCGACCUCUACCGGAAACAUGCUGGACAACGUCGAGCUGGUCGUUACACUGGAGAACACCAAGUCGAAAGCUGGUGAAGUAAUGGAAAAACUGGCCCUCGCGGAAACGACGACAAAAGACAUAGAGAAACUGAGAGACGGCUAUCGUCCUGUGGCCAAGCGCGGUUCCAUUCUCUUCUUCGUGUUGUCAGACAUGGCCGGCGUCAACAGCAUGUACCAGUAUUCUCUGUCUUCGUAUCUGGAUGUGUUCUCAUUCGCUCUCCGCAAAGCGAUGCCCAACGUGAUCCUCGCUAAGCGACUGAGGAACAUAAUCGACAUGCUCACCAAAAACGUCUACGACUACGGCUGUACUGGUAUAUUCGAGCGGCACAAGCUUCUGUUCUCCUUCCAAAUGGACAUCAAGCUGCAGCAGAGCGACGGCCUCGUUAGCCAGAUGCAGCUGGACUUCUUCAUCAAAGGAAAUGUUGCUUUGGAGAAGGCAGCUCGCGCUUCACCAGGCGCCUGGAUUCCAUCACAGGGCUGGCAAGAUAUAAUGAAACUAAGUGUAGACUUCCCUGCGUUUGGUGAGCUACCCGACCACAUCACCAGAGGGCUUGACGCUUGGCAGGAGUGGUUCGACAGCGACACGCCGGAAUCGAACGAGAUCCCGAACAACUACCGCGAGAAGUUGGAACCGUUCGAGAUACUGAUGCUGCUGCGGUGCUUCCGAGUGGACAGGAUCUACCGCGCGCUCACCGACUACAUCACGGUCACUAUGGGCGAGGAGUACAUCACGCCUCCCGUCAUCAGUUUGGACAUGAUAGUGGAGCAGACGACUCCGUUCACGCCGGUGGUGUUCAUCCUGAGUCCAGGGUCGGACCCUACAGCCGACCUGAUGAAGCUGGCCGACCGGUGCGGCUUCGGCGGCGGCAAGUUCAAGUACCUCUCGCUGGGACAGGGCCAAGAAGGGGCGGCGCUAGCAUUGCUCGAAGGCGCGAUUUCUCACGGCCAAUGGCUGAUUCUCCAAAACUGCCACCUUCUCGUGUCCUUCCUCCGAGAACUGGAGAAACAACUAGAGUUGAUGGAAAAGCCGCAUCCAGAAUAUCGAUUGUGGCUGACUACUGAUCCUACACCGACAUUCCCCAUUGGCAUUCUACAAAGGUCGCUCAAAGUUGUAACGGAGCCACCCAACGGCCUGAAGUUGAAUCUUCGCAAUACAUAUUUCAAAAUGCGCGCACACGCAUUGGAAGAGUGCCCGCAUCCGUUGUUCAAGAAACUGGUCUACGUGCUUGCAUUUUUCCACGCUGUUGUUCAAGAACGUCGCAAAUACGACAAGAUCGGCUGGAACAUCUCGUACGACUUCAGCGAGUCCGACUUCGUCGUGUGCAUGCAGAUCCUGCAGUGCUACCUCGAGCGCUGCCAGGCGGCCAAGGGGCCUAUACCCUGGGCCACGCUCAAAUAUCUCUUUGGCGAAGUGAUGUACGGCGGGCGAGUGAUCGACGACUUCGACCGACGAGUGGUGCGCACAUACAUGGAGGAGUACAUGGGAGAGUUCCUCUUCGACAAGUUCCAGCCCUUCCACUUCUACAAGGACUCCGUCUUCGACUACGUCAUACCUCCGGACGGGGAAAGAGAAGAGUACAUUGAAUUCAUCGAUGUCCUACCGUUAGCGAAUACCCCUGAGGUAUUCGGGCUACACCCCAACGCGGAGAUAGGCUACUUCAGCCAGGCCGUGCGCGAGAUGUGGGGGCAUCUCAUCGAGCUCCAACCGCAAACCAGCGAGGGUGGCGGCGCGAUGAGUCGUGAAGACUUCAUAGACACGAUCGCUGUGGACGUUCUGAGCAAGCUGCCCGCGCUUUACGAGAUUUGGCGCGUGCGCAAGCAGUUCGAGAUGAACAUCACGCCCACGCUGGUCGUACUAUUGCAGGAGCUUGAGAGAUUCAACCGCCUAAUCAGUCGUAUGCGCACGACCCUAUCUCUCCUGCGCAAAGCGUUAGCCGGUGAAAUCGGCAUGGACGCCGUACUCGACAACGUCUCCUACAGUCUGUUCAAUGGACAACUGCCAAACGUGUGGCGUGCUCUCGCGCCAGCCACUUGUAAGGGCCUGGGCGGGUGGAUGGAUCACUUCAUCAGCAGGACUAAGCAGUACUCUGAUUGGGCAACAAUAGAAGAACCAGUGGUAAUCUGGCUGUCAGGGCUUCACAUCCCAGAGUCAUAUCUGAUCGCGCAUAUCCAGAUUGCGUGCCGACUGUACACGUGGCCCUUGGAUCGCUCCACGCAGUUCACCAAGGUCACCAAAUGGAUCAACGCUGAUGACAUCGAGGAGAGACCAGUCACGGGCUGCUACGUGCGGGGUUUGUACCUGGAGGGCGCUCGCUGGGACGUGGAAGAUGGGUGUCUCCGACGGUCACACCCCAAGGUCCUAGUCACUGAACUGCCAGUGAUGUACAUCAUCCCUAUUGAAGCUCACAAGUUGAAACUGCAGAACACGCUUCGCACGCCCGUGUACACGACGUCCACGCGCCGCAACGCCAUGGGCGUGGGCCUGGUCUUCGAGUCCGACCUCUGGACCGCCGAGCACUGCAGCCACUGGAUCCUGCAGGGCGUCUGCCUUAUCAUGAACACUGAUUAAUGUUUGAUGAUGGUGUUUCUAGUCAACGAAACUCUGAUUCGUGUGGUUAUAAUGUAGACUGAACGGGAAAGUCCUUCCGGACCAUAGUAGACCCACCAGGAAAGAAGUAUACUUUUUAUAAAAUUUUAUAUAAGACUUUUUAUAUAAUUAUGUAUGAUGAGAAAAGUAAAUUGAUCAUACUGGAGGGACAGUAUCAAGUUUAUAAAGCAAAUCAAACUAUUUAUGAACCUGUUGAAAUCAAAUUGUUAUCUACAAGACUUUGACAGCCAUAGACUUAAUUAUGCAGUAUGAUAACAUCGCAAGAACUUUGUACUCUACCUAGUGUGCGUAGUGCGAGUUUGCUAUUAAUAUCUCUUAUAAGAAUCGAGAGUUUCAGAAAGUAGAAUUAUGUUUAGUUAAUUUUUUAUCUAGUCAGAUUAUCUUAUACACCUAUAUUUAAUGUAUUGUUUGA
This is a messenger RNA of Plodia interpunctella (Indianmeal moth), 15354 nucleotides long. It is a transcript of the gene Dhc98D, whose product is annotated as Dynein heavy chain at 89D. Gene Ontology annotation, molecular function: ATP hydrolysis activity; dynein intermediate chain binding; minus-end-directed microtubule motor activity. NCBI's taxonomy places the organism in Eukaryota, Metazoa, Arthropoda, Insecta, Lepidoptera, Pyralidae. Gene Ontology annotation, biological process: cilium movement involved in cell motility. The record is from RefSeq and is a predicted model, not a curated record. The coding region runs from base 126 to 14903 and encodes 4925 amino acids. Gene Ontology annotation, cellular component: dynein complex; 9+2 motile cilium. The transcript has 92 exons.